Molecule: messenger RNA, 456 nt
Organism: Caenorhabditis remanei
Lineage: Eukaryota; Metazoa; Nematoda; Chromadorea; Rhabditida; Rhabditidae
Exons: 3
Coding region: 1-456 (151 amino acids)
Source: RefSeq, a predicted model, not a curated record
AUGAACUAUUUGAGUGCUUUCCGAUUAUUGGUUCACUUUUCUCUCCUACUCUUCCUUCUCAUCUCAUGUAAACCAAAGAAUCAAACUCGUCACGUACAAAAAAGCAAGUUGCAUUCAAAGAAGAGUGGAAUUGAGAAGAAGCCGAAGGAAGUGGUGACACCGGCGAUUCAGUCGGAUCCAGCUGGAACACCGAAACCGUCGAAUGAGGAUGGUCAGGCACCGGGAAAUGCAGCGAUGAAAUCGAAUAGGAAUAAGAAUAAGGAGAAAACGACACGAGCGGAUCCUAUUCAGCGAGAUAGUAACAUCCAACCACCCCCUUCAUCGGCCACAUUCCAACUAUGUACAACUCAGGAGGAAGAGGUUCAGAGCAAGAAAAAACCAGUAUUGAAGGAAGAGUAUUUCGAAGAUCAGAACGAUGAUGACACCUUGGUGUGUGUGAAGAGUAUUGAGAAUUGA